CGAACUUCAGUCUCGAGUCUCGCGUAGAUCGUAACGGGUUCGCCCUCCGCGACGCGUCGUUUUUUCACGCUCGAUUAGGCCCCAUGGAGAACCGCGGGCCCGACAGCAGGUCCGACAGCAGUGCAGUGUCCAAAUAAGAGCGUGGAGUAGAAAGAGCGGAAAACACAAGGAACGAGAGACGCGGGAACAAGCGGAAAGCGGAAUGUGCUCGGGACGCGAACACCCACGACUCGAGCGAGACGGAAGGUGCUCCGACAUCGUCACGGUAUAGCAACAUUCAUACACGCACUCGCUUAUUUAUUCAACACUGACGGAUCUAUGCGAUAGCUCGAGCACGCCGAACGAACCUGCUGUUCGCACUUCCGCACGCAACAUCCUCACCUCACCAGGUGAGGUUAACGAGUCAAUAAUUCACGAACGACGCUCCGCGAAAUCGCCAUUGCCAAUCGCGGACGCGUGAAAAGCGUUGCCAUUUGAAAAAGUCUCGACGUACGGAACGCGCGCGCGCGCGCGCGUAUCGGAUUCAGCUGAUUGAUACGUCCAAUAGGAUCGCGUACCAACGACGACGGACGAUCCGUCGCGACGAUGAAUGUCGCGCGAAAGGUGCUCGUCGAAAUGAUGCGUUGAGAUUGCUGCUCUGUCCAAGUUUCGCAAGUUUAGAGUCCGAGCUCCCGAAAUUAUCAGCAGAGAGAGAGAGAGAGAGAGAGAGAGAGAGAGAGAGAAAGCGUGCGAGACCGAGAGAAGCAGAGAGGAACACAGUAAGGUACAACGACCGAGAAGUUUUGGGAUGUCGACGUACAAGAGAUGGACUUUGUGGCCGGCGAGAACGCGUUUUCGACACUUUGCAAAGACACCGACGAUCAAUCGCAGCUGAGCAAUCGCCGAUGAUCGAUCGGAUCGAUCAGUCCUGUUGAUCGUGGAACUUCCUUCGGUGAGUCGUCGUGAGUCGCUCCGACAUCACUUUCGACAUUUUGAGCUCCACGAGUUGUGUUGGCGAACAAGUUGGUUGGCGACAGAGCGGCAGAGGGAGAGUCUCGUGCCGCAUUUUCGGUGUCGUAACGACUCCGCGAGUAACCUGGAAUUAUCCCCGAGGGCUUCGGAAAAGGAGCAGCAGCCAUGGACUGGAGGGUGGUCGUGUUGGCAUUUCUGGCGAUCACAAUAACGAGGCACAGCAGCAGCGGUAGCAGCAGCAGCAGCAGCACACACGCAGCUCAGAUACCCCAGCAGCUGCCGACGUCCACCGCGGCGAUAGCGAGUACCGUGCAGAUCGAGUGUGCGAGCGAGUCGAUAAUCGUCCAAAUCUCGACGGAGGGUAACACGGACUUCCACGGUCUGGUCUAUCCGCGCGGGCUCUCGAAGAACAGCUCCUGCCUGCAGGAGUACAGGAGUCAGCCCACGCCGAUCACCUACAAUCUGCCUCUCAGGUCCUGCAACACUAUGCCUACCGAGCUGGAGGACGGCGGUAUCGAGUACUUCAACACCAUAGUGGUGCAGCCACACCUGAAGCUGGUCACGAACCAGGGCAGAGGUUUUCACGUGAGAUGCAGAUACCAGACGCGCGACAAAAUCGUAUCGAACGAUCAGACCUACGUAGCCAUGCUGCAGUCGUUGCCGUUGCAGGCGACCGCUCCGAUGCCGGGGUGCACGAUGAAGAUCUUCAGCGGCGAUCCGACGCAGCAUCACGUGGCGGAGAACGUAAAGAUCGGCGAUCCUCUGACCUUGGUCAUCAGCAUUGACAAGCAAGAAAUGUUCGGCCUGAGGAUAUCCGACUGUUUGGUGCGCGACGGUCUCGGCUCGAGCGAGCAGUGGCUCAUCAAUGAGGAAGGCUGCCCGAUCGACAGCGAGAUCAUGGGACAGUUUACGUACAGCGACGACAAGACAGAGGCCAGGGUGAACUUCCAGGCGCACAAGUUCCCGUCCACGGCGAGCGUGUAUUACCAGUGCAACGUUAGGCUGUGCAUCAAGCAUGGCAGAGGAUGCAGUAAUACGCCGCCGUUGUGCAACUCGAUAGUCAGACGACGCAGGGACGCUGCCGAUGACGACGAGGUGAAGGGUGUCGAAGGCUUGGAUGGUACCCCGGCCACGAUCGAGGUCUACAGCGGUCUGUACGUGAACGAAGCUUCGGACGUUGGGUCAAAGUCAGACUUCUCCGAGGACGUCUUUAAAGAAAGGGCGAUCGACGAUCCAAACACUAUUUGCAUAUCGCAAAGAAGUUUCGCCAUCGGGAUCGCCAUCGCCGGUCUGAUACUGAUGCUCGCGGUGGUGGCCGCCAUCCUGGUACUGCUCGCCAAGAGGCGACACAAGAGCGUCUCCACGACAGGAUCGUCCAUCUACAGUGGACCCUACACGAACACCGCCUACAGCCACAGUAGUUAAGUCCGCUCGUCCGCGGUGCGAAGUCUACGCGAGAUCGAGAUAGCGGACGCGCGGCUCUUCGCAGACUUUUCCUGCGAAGGUGCGCGCUCCGCGCGGUUUUGUUGCCGCGCGCGGUAUCUCGACGGGUCGCGAGGCGACAAACUCGAUCGGCGAUGAUGAUUAAUAUCAGGCUGAUACGGUUGCUCUCGAUCGCGUUGUCGAGUCGAGAUGCAACUGGGCGUGAUGCCCAGUCAACGAAACGCGAAUCUCUUGCUCAACUGCCGAUGCUACUGCCUGUUCUAUCUUUGUCUUCCUCUUCUUCUUCUUCUUCUUCUUCUUCUUCUUCUUCCUCCUCCUCUUCCUUCUCUUCUAUUUUAGUUUGUUGUUUCACGCGACACGUGACGUGUCUUUGGCUGGAGCAAUGGCGGUACGCUUCGAGGUAUCCGAACAACCGGUACUGGUUGCUUCCUCGAUACUGAGCUUUCCUAUUCUCUUCGUCUCCUUCAUCGCACGAUCCUCCUCACGUGUCGUUUCUUUCAAACGAGAAGAUUUCACUCGUGCGUUCGGAGCAUGAAACUUUCUUCAUGACAGUCUCGAUGAUCUGUGAAGCGAAUUCUAACGGAUCUAUAUUUUUCAGUUGGUAUACUUGGUCUGUGCGAUACUCGGUCGGAUAAGACAGAUCGUUUGAUAUGAGGAAGAGGAUAAGGAUAUAGAGCAUUUUUAUCGGAAAAAAGUAUUUUUGCAAGAGGAAAUUAUAUUUCUGGAAUAAUCGGUGCUUGUUCGGCACACACCGAUUGAAAUCUGUCCGGAACGGGGUUGUAAAUUUCUCGUUUUCUUUUGUCGUUUCGUCUGUUCUUUUUUUUUUCUCUCUCUCUUGUGAGAAUAAUCCGCUAGCUUCGCUUCCACUUGAACUGUCGUGCUGAAAAACGAAAAGUCGUGCUCUCGGGGUAAUGAUCGUUCGCCGGCGCUUCGUUCACAGCGCCUGUGAUGAGCCUGUGUGUACACUCUUUAGCGAAACUUUUUACCGUUAAUUCCGAUCGCGCACGUCUAACACGAAUCGACACGGCUCAGACUCUGUCGAGUUGCGUCAUUCUAAUAUAUACACAUACCUACCUACGUACUGUUACUAUAUUGUACACUAGUCUGGUAUACGCUGUCCUACCUAACAUACACAAACGCAUACAUAAACAACAUGAAAACACACACACACACGAAAAUACCGUCCAGUUGCGGUCGUCUCAAUAAUUUAAUUCAAUUACACGCGCAAACUCUCACCCUAGCGAUUUAAGUUGCAGUCGACACUCCACGCCAAUUCCCAGAUUCAAUCAAAUACUCCAGUGAUACAUCGCGGCGUAUCACUCUUCUCUGUUCUCGCGGCAUCUCCGCGCGUAAUCGCCUACGUUUCUGGCAUUCGUGCGACCGACAUUCUCUUCGUCGCGAGCAACCUCCGACUCGCAUUCUUCUCAAAUGCCGCUGCAAAUACUCCAAACUGUCGCUACGAGCGUACAACUUGAUACUCACGGCGGUUGAUUUUCGCGCCGUCUGAUCGGGAAAUCCCGAUCACGUUGCGGAGUUGGUGCAACGUUGAUUUGACUCUUUGAAUGCACAGACAGAUGGAAUUCGCUUCGGUGAUGAAGCUGAAUGUUCCCCGGCUACGGUGAUUCUCUGAGCGCGGUCGGAAACUCAUGUACGAUAUAAAUCUCAAGAGAUUAAAGAUAACAAUCGUUAGAUAAGAGAACGUAGCCAAGUUUCAACAUGAGGUCUGUUCUUUUCCGAGGAUUAAAUGUUAACACUUUCAGAAAAUAAGAAGAAAGAAGAUACGCGCAGCUUGAAACUCGAUGGAAGAAAGAGGAGGAAAGAGAACUAGUGCGAAAUGUUGUAGGAAAAGUUUUUCGUAAAGGAGCAAAUCUGUGAGUGCGCAUUGUUGGGUGUGCUUCCGGCGAAGUAUGUGUAUGUGUAUGUGUACGUGUAUGUGUGUGCGAGCGGACCAUUGCCGUUGUAGAGAUGCUCAUACACUCAAUCUUAUGUCGCAGCUGAAGCUGAGCGAGGUAGAGAAUGAAUGAGGGCGAGAACUCUAAAGGCCCCUCCCUCCGCUCUUACAAAUCAUUGCGGCAAUGUCUACGAACAAUGUCUGCAAUGCACACACGAGAGAGAGUGAGUGUGAAGAUACGCGAGCGCGCGCCGCUCACGUCCGAAGCGUACAAUCAGAUUUCAGUAAUCAGUCGCGACGCUUAAACGUGUUAAUGUUAAUUAGUCUAAUUUACAAACGAGGUGCUGCUCCAAUGUCGGUAUUCCGAAUUCCUCCGGCAAGAAGCCGCGUUCCGAGCGACCGCGUCCCGUCAUCCCGCUCGAGCGGGAAAAAAAAACAAAUGUUCUUCGAGCGGUUCUCCCGGUUAUUCCACAAAUUCCUCGAGUUCGUCGGACUCGGCGUCGAGGACGCGGCGAGGAGGAUACCGACAUCGCGCCAGCGUUCGGGUUUCGCGGAGCGUUUAGAUUUUAACUGACAAAGGAGACAAGAGGAGCUCUACUGCCAAUUACGCGCAGUCGCGUAACGUGGGUCCGACGUGGUGAUGGGUACAUGAUCAUAAAAUUUACAUUUACAAGAGGAAGCGAACACACAAACACACACGCACACACGCACACGCGCGCGUAACGUAACUUGGUAACUCAUAAAAGCGCUAAUACGCUAAAGACCGCCGCCGCGCAGGCGGCGAAGUGCGGUGUAGUUCUUUUCCGGGAAACGGUAAUGUAUGCGACAGCUGCUCCGGAUGGACCCGACGGUGCGUCGAAUGCGAGACGCGACGCUGACGCUUCGUGGGCGCCGUCAUGCUUUCGCGAUGCAAGAGCAUUUUACCGAUCAGUCUGGAGGCUGUUCUGUACGCGCGAAACUGAUGCACGCGACUGAGUCACGUAUACGUUGUAGAAGCGGACGAUGAAUAUGAUAAAUGUGCCUUGAUAGAUGGAUAGAUAUAUAUAUAUAUAUAUAUAUAAACAUGUAUAUUUUUAAAUAUAGUUUUAUAUUUUAGGUAUAUAUGCUUAUAUAUAUAUCAUGCACAUUGAAAAAUUGGAAGAAUGGGUCUCCAGAUACGGAGAGUCUCGCUUCUACGUCAUUAUUUUCUAGUAGCUUUUAAUUUUUUCACUAUGUUUUCUUUGCAAUACAAAUACACACACACACACACACACACACACACACAUACACACACGCACAUGUAAUUUAGGGCUCUUCACAUCGCGUGUAUUGUUACAGUCUCGAGACGACGUACGUGAAUUUACGUUUUAACGUACUCAUUUACGUUUACUCAGGGGCGAGGUGUUAUUUCCUCUUAUAUUAUUCCGUGAUACGAUAACGCAAACUGACGACGCCCACUUCCCGUUCUAGUGCUAUCCCUCGAAAAGUGCAAUAACUUCGAACGCUCCGGAGGUCCCCGGAAUUUCUGUCGAGGGUUUGGAAUCGCUCGGCGAACGCAUUGCGCGCGUUAAUCUCUUGCCGCGCCAUGGCAUUGGUUCAUAGUGAUCAUUGGGGACGAAAAGUGGCUGUAUAGUAUUUCUUUUCUUUUUUUUUUUUCCUCAUAACGUAACGCGAUGCUCCCAAUGUUCCCGCAAUGUUCCUCUGGACCCUUGUCAAAAGGAUUUACAACGAAUUCGUGUAAAUAACAGAAACUUAAUAAAUCUGAUAACCAUAUAAAAA
Messenger RNA from Harpegnathos saltator (Jerdon's jumping ant), 6043 nucleotides. It is a transcript of the gene pio, whose product is annotated as zona pellucida domain-containing protein piopio. NCBI's taxonomy places the organism in Eukaryota, Metazoa, Arthropoda, Insecta, Hymenoptera, Formicidae. The coding region runs from base 1117 to 2376 and encodes 419 amino acids. The record is from RefSeq and is a predicted model, not a curated record. The transcript has 9 exons.